Molecule: messenger RNA, 1281 nt
Organism: Colletotrichum acutatum
Lineage: Eukaryota; Fungi; Ascomycota; Sordariomycetes; Glomerellales; Glomerellaceae
Product: transcriptional regulator PAI 2-type
Exons: 1
Coding region: 307-1080 (257 amino acids)
Source: RefSeq, a predicted model, not a curated record
CAGACUUUCCAGAUGUGGUUGUGACAUAGUCAUUGCUAGCACCUGCGGAGGCGAAAACUUCCGCAAUUGACGUUAGAAACCAUAAUUAGUGGACCGCAUGCACGCCCUUUCAAACACAUGUCCUAUUACGUUUCGGCAGGAACUAGAGGAAAUACACGGAAGCGCCCGGGCCUAUAAAGACGGUAGACCGACAUAAACCGCCGUCAUCAGAUCAACUUCAGCACUAUCAAUUUUCCCCCAUCCACAUCAACAAACAACGAAACCAUUUAACUGAAUCCUUGUGCCCAUUAUCUGAUCUUCGACAACAUGCAGCUUCGGAAAGAUCACGUGGAGAACAGCAUCCGGGUGCUUCGUCAACUCAUCAAGGAUUAUCCCCUCGGCAUCCUCACAACAGCCAUUCCGUCCGCCGACCACCCGUUCAUCCAGUCCAGUCACAUUCCCUGGGUAUUGGACGUCGAAGAUGACUCUAGCGAAACUGAGCUGGGCGUCCUGAGAGGGCACGUGGCGCGCGCAAAUCCUCAGUGCAAGGCGAUGGUUGAGUCACUAUCAGCAGAAAACCGGACUGAUACCGGAAAUGUUCUCGAUCAGGAGGUGCUGGUCCUCUUCACCGCGCCCGCCCAUUCCUAUGUCACGCCGAAGUUCUACGUCGAGACCAAGCCGACGACGGCUAAGGUCGUGCCGACGUGGAAUUAUGCCGCGGUGCAGGCGUACGGCCGCGCUAAGAUCUUCUACGAGUCAAAGGCCGAGGAGACGUCGAGUUUCCUGAACAAGCAGCUUCACGAUCUCUCACAACUUGGAGAGCAGUCAAUCAUGGGAUACACCGGUCAAGGUGGCCGUCCUGGGCCGUGGCAAAUUUCGGACGCCCCACAACGGUACAUUGAUCUGUCUAAAAUGGCUAUCAUUGGCAUCGAGAUCACCAUCGACAGGCUGCAGGGCAAAUUCAAGAUGAGCCAGGAGUUGGGCGAGGAUGAUCGCCAAGGUGUUGUCGCGGGGUUCAAGGCGUUGAACUCGGACUUGGGCAACCAGAUUUCAGCACUGGUAAAGGAGCGCGGCGAGUUGAAGCAGAAAUCUAAACAAUAAAAUUCACCUAAGGUUUUGUCCAUUGAAUGUUGUUUCUUGAGCGAUAGGUGACUCUCAAACCAUUGCCCCGCGUAUUUGGCGUAAAUCUGGGGUUCAAUAUUAACGGGCCGCAAGCGCAUGUAGCCGGCCCGGUGCUGAGCUAGGGGGCGGCAUGUAGGUACGACUUUCAAGCGACCAAUGCGAGGUAAUGAAUGACCCAAC